CCGCCCCUCCAGGUAGCCAGCUGCGAGGAAACUUGAACUACCAAGUACUGCAGCCAUGGAGUCCAUGCUUAAUAAAUUGAAGAGUACUGUUACCAAAGUAACAGCUGAUGUCACUAGUGCUGUUAUGGGAAAUCCUGUCACUAGAGAAUUUGAUGUUGAUCCUCAUAUUGCCAGUGGUGGCAAUGGGCUGGCAUGGAAGAUUUUUAAUGGCACAAAGAAGUCAACUAAACAGGAAGUGGCUGUUUUUGUCUUUGAUAAAAAGCUGAUUGACAAAUAUAAAAAAUUUGAAAAGGAUCAAAUCAUCGAUUCUUUAAAACGAGGAGUCCAACAGCUCACCCGGCUACGCCACCCUCGACUUCUUACGGUCCAGCAUCCUUUAGAAGAGUCAAGGGAUUGCUUGGCAUUUUGUACAGAACCAGUUUUUGCAAGUUUAGCCAAUGUUCUUGGUAACUGGGAAAAUCUACCCUCUUCAAUAUCUCCAGACAUUAAGGAUUAUAAACUUUAUGAUGUAGAAACUAAGUAUGGUUUGCUUCAGGUUUCUGAAGGAUUGUCAUUUUUGCUUAGCAGUGUGAAAAUGGUUCAUGGAAAUGUUACUCCUGAAAAUAUAAUUUUGAAUAAAAGUGGAGCUUGGAAAAUAAUGGGUUUUGAUUUUUGUGUGUCAUCAAGCAAUCCUUCUGAACAAGAGCCUAAAUUUCCUUGUAAAGAGUAGGACCCAAACUUACCAUCAUUGUGUCUUCCAAAUCCUGAAUACUUGGCUCCUGAAUACAUCCUCUCCGUGAGCUGUGAAACAGCCAGUGAUAUGUAUUCUUUAGGAACUGUUAUAUAUGCUGUCUUUAAUAAAGGGAAACCUAUAUUUGAAGUCAACAAGCAAGAUAUUUACAAGAGUUUCAGUAGACAGUUGGAUCAGCUGAGUCGUUUAGGAUCUAGUUCACUUACAAUUAUACCUGAAGAAGUUUGUGAACACGUGAAACGGUUGUUGAAUGUAACUCCAACUGUAAGGCCUGAUGCAGACCAAAUGACAAAAAUUCCCUUCUUUGAUGAUGUUGGUGCAGUCACGCUUCAAUAUUUUGAUACCUUAUUUCAAAGAGAUGAUCUUCAGAAAUCACAAUUCUUCAAAGGAUUGCCAAAGGUUCUACCAAAGCUGCCCAAGCAUGUCAUCGUGCAGAGAAUUCUGCCUUGUUUGACUUCAGAGUUUGUCAAUCCUGAUAUGGUACCUUUUGUUCUGCCUAAUGUGUUACUGAUCGCUGAGGAGUGCACCAAAGAAGAGUAUGUCAGAUUAAUUCUGCCCGAGCUUGGUCCUGUGUUUAAACAGCAGGAGCCAGUCCAGAUUUUGUUAAUUUUCCUACGAAAAAUGGAUUUGCUCCUAACCAAAACCCCUCCUGAUGAGAUAAAGAAUAGUGUGCUACCCAUGGUCUACAGAGCCCUGGAGGCUCCUUCCAUUCAGAUUCAGGAGCUCUGUCUAAACAUCAUCCCAACAUUUGCAAAUCUUAUAGACUACCCAUCCAUGAAAAAUGCUUUGAUUCCAAGAAUUAAAAAUGCCUGUUUACAAACAUCUUCCCUUGCUGUUCGUGUGAAUUCAUUAGUCUGUUUAGGAAAGAUUUUGGAGUACUUGGAUAAGUGGUUUGUACUUGGUGAUAUCCUACCCUUCUUACAACAGAUUCCCUCCAAGGAGCCGGCAGUCCUCAUGGGAAUUUUAGGUAUUUAUAAAUGUACUUUUACUCAUAAGAAACUGGGUAUCACCAAAGAGCUGCUGGCUGGAAAAGUACUGCCUCAUCUCAUUCCCCUGAGUAUUGAAAACAAUCUUAAUCUCAAUCAGUUCAGUUCUUUCAUUGCCGUCAUAAAGGAGAUGCUGAGCAGACUGGAGUCAGAGCACAGGACUAAGCUGGAGCAGCUUCACAUGAUGCAGGAGCAGCAGAGGUCUUUGGACAUAGGAAAUCAAAUGAGCGCUCCUGAGGAGACAAACGUUGCACAUACUGGAAGUCAGCAGAUUGAUAAGGUCUUUAACCACAUUGGAGCAGACCUUCUAACUGGUGGCGAAUCGGAAAAUAAAGAAGAUGGGCUGCAGAAUAAACAGAAAAGAGCGUCACUUACACUUGAAGAAAAACAGAAACUAGCAAAAGAGCAGGAGCAGGCUCAGAAGCUGAAAAGCCAGCAGCCUCUCAAGCCCCAGGUCCACACUCCCAUUGCGCCCAUCAAACAGACGAACGGCUUGACAGACACGUUGAUGGACAACAUAACCUCGUUGAGCAGCCUUUCUGUUAGCACUCCCAAGCUUUCUGCUUCAAGUACCGUCACAUCCGUUCCUUCCACGGGCCUCAGCAUGAUGUUCUCUACACCAAUUGAUAAUACAAAGAGAAAUUUGACAAAUGGUCUAAAUGCCAACAUGGGCUUUCAGACUUCGGGGUUCAACAUGCCGGUCAAUCCAAACCACAACUUCUUCAGUGGUACGAGCACAGCUGGAGUGACCACCAUGACUCUGGGAGCAGCCCCCACUCUGUCAAACUACAGUUCUUUGAGUGUUCCUCCUGCUGGUGCGAAGCAGGCUCAACAGUGACCACCUGAUAUGUCUGCCCUUAAUAAUCUCUUUGGCCCUCAGAAACCCAAAGUUAGCAUGAACCAGCUAUCCCAACAGAAACCGAAUCAGUGGCUGAAUCAGUUUGUACCUCCUCAAGGGUCCCCAGGUCUGGGCAGCACAGCCAUGGGCACACAGGAGAGCCAUGUCCUGACUUGUACAGACAGCAGACGAAGAACCCGGAUACAACUUUCUCGAUCACUGCCUCCAUACUCGAGUUUGAAUUCAAACUUCUGA
Molecule: messenger RNA, 2809 nt
Organism: Mesocricetus auratus (golden hamster)
Lineage: Eukaryota; Metazoa; Chordata; Mammalia; Rodentia; Cricetidae
Product: SCY1-like protein 2
Exons: 1
Biological process (GO): protein phosphorylation
Molecular function (GO): ATP binding; protein kinase activity
Source: RefSeq, a predicted model, not a curated record